This is a messenger RNA of Drosophila montana, 2073 nucleotides long. It is a transcript of the gene Rab35, whose product is annotated as RAS oncogene family member Rab35. Gene Ontology annotation, biological process: endocytic recycling. Gene Ontology annotation, cellular component: endosome membrane; plasma membrane. NCBI's taxonomy places the organism in Eukaryota, Metazoa, Arthropoda, Insecta, Diptera, Drosophilidae. Gene Ontology annotation, molecular function: GTP binding; GTPase activity. The transcript has 4 exons. The coding region runs from base 878 to 1483 and encodes 201 amino acids. The record is from RefSeq and is a predicted model, not a curated record.
AUAUACGUGCGUUAGUAAUAGUUUACUCAUAAAAUGCAUAUAAUUUAAGAAUAUGAAUUUAAUUAAGUUAUUGAAGCCAGUCAGCAGAGCAGGUGCAAAAUAAACCAAAUAUAAUUUAAACACAAGAGUGCAUAUAUGUGUGUGGAAUUUUAACUUACAACGUCUAAUAAUAAAAGGCAUAAUUCGCUGGCAUUGUGCGCAAGAAAGAGAUAGGGCAAAAGAAAGAAGUUGCUAAUUUAUUGUGCGUGAGCGUUGUGUUUGCUGUCAGUGUGACAUUAAUAGCUUUGUAAUUGUAAUAUUUUUAAAUACGCAUAGCAGAUAGUAGCCAAAAUAUUAACGUAUCAACAUUAGCAAAAGUUCAACUACGCUUCCGACACACCAGCAGCAAAAGAAACAGCAACAACAAUAACAACAAGUCGGCCUCUGUCUGACAUUUCAUGCUUUGCGGCCCCUAUCCAAAUUGCUGAUAAAUACAUGUACAUGCAAAAGCAACACCAACAUCAGCAGCAGCAGCAGCGUCAAGUGCUUUAACGCCGGGAAUUAAAUAACAACAGCAGCAGCCAGAAGAACAACAGUUUAUCAUAUUUGAGCAACCGGCAGCAGCAGCAGCCACCAUCAACGCUGUGAGUGCGAGCGAGAGGCAGAGGCACACGCCAGUGUAUAUGUUUGUGGGUGUGUCUGUCUGUGUGUGUGUGGGAGCAAGGCACAGGCACGGCUAAAAAACACCAACAACAACAAAAAGCAGCAAGCAGUAGCCGGAGCAGCAGCAGAAUAUUUUCACAAAUUUUUGCAUUGUUCAACUGGACGGCAGCGUCAACGCCGCUGCCAGCGUUAACCUCAACGCCGAUUAACUGUAAAUUACAACAGCAGCUCCAAAAUGGCACGCCACUUUGAUCAUAUGUUCAAGCUGCUUAUAAUUGGCGACAGCGGUGUAGGCAAAUCUUCGCUCCUCAUACGAUUUUCAGAUGACACAUUCUCGGGCAGUUAUAUAACGACAAUUGGAGUGGAUUUUAAAAUACGCACCGUUGUGAUCGAUGGGCUGCGGGUAAAGCUGCAGAUCUGGGAUACGGCUGGACAGGAGCGCUUUCGCACCAUUACCAGCACCUACUACCGCGGCACCCACGGCGUGAUCAUUGUCUACGAUGUCACGAAUGGCGACUCCUUUGCGAAUGUGCGCCGCUGGCUGGAGGAGAUACAGAACAAUUGCGAUGUGGUCAACAAAGUAUUAGUGGGCAAUAAGAAUGAUGAUCCGGAUCGCAAGGUGGUCAUAACAGAGGAUGCGCAACGCUUUGCGCGGCAAAUGGAUAUUGAGCUAUUCGAGACAUCCGCCAAAGACAACCUCAAUGUGGAGGAUAUGUUUCUGUCCAUAACGCGACAGGUGCUGAAUCAUAAGCUGCGCACCGCCUCCGAUGAACAGCAAAAGGAUCGCAUCCAAGUAAAGCAAAGCAAGAACAAAGGAAAAACCAACAAAUGUUGCAGUUGAAAGCGACGUCGUGGCAGCAGCAGCUGCAGCUGCAGCAGCAGCAGCAGCAAUCCGAUGUGGAUGAGGAUACGUUGUGGGGGCGCGUAGUACAGGUUCAUAAGGCACACACUCGAACACAUACACACAGAAACUUAAACACAGAUAGACAAACAUAUGUAGCUUACACACACAUACACAUGCACAAGACAAAUUUUUUGUUUUUUUUUUGUUUUAAUUUUGUAAUGCCUCAGAGCCGUUAAAAAAAAAGUGUAAAGCGCAAUUAAUUGUAUUUAGCAAUUUAUAUACAUAUUAUACACAUACACAUAUAUAUAUAUAUUAAUGUAUAUAUAUAUAGUAAACAAAAAACAAAUUGCAUAUUUAUACAAGAAUAUAUUUAUAUUUAAAAACGGAAACAAAACAAAGAAAUUUGUAUUUACGAUAAUAACAAGAAAAUCAAACAAUAAUUGCGAAUACGCAGCCGACAAAUUGUGAACAAAUGUGUAUGGUUUUUAUCAUUUACCUAUCGCUGGCAUUCGUCAUGGAAAGUUUUUACACGCAGACUAACAAAUAUCAACUCAAUAUUGUAUAAAAUUAAAACAUAUUUUUACAUA